Messenger RNA from Megalobrama amblycephala (Wuchang bream), 3193 nucleotides. It is a transcript of the gene hoxb8b, whose product is annotated as homeobox B8b. Gene Ontology annotation, biological process: regulation of transcription by RNA polymerase II. The record is from RefSeq and is a predicted model, not a curated record. The transcript has 2 exons. The coding region runs from base 1747 to 2490 and encodes 247 amino acids. Gene Ontology annotation, cellular component: nucleus. Gene Ontology annotation, molecular function: RNA polymerase II transcription regulatory region sequence-specific DNA binding; DNA-binding transcription factor activity, RNA polymerase II-specific. Lineage: Eukaryota; Metazoa; Chordata; Actinopteri; Cypriniformes; Xenocyprididae.
UGAUUUUUUUUUAUCCUGUCUGGCGUAAGCUUAGAAUGAGUUCAGAUAUUAACACUUUCUUUAUUCCUUUUUAAAAUGCAUUUGGCUUCAACGAUGCACACCAGAUUAGUUCGCAUUUUAGAGCUGUAUUCUGGCACUACGCACCGAAAAAUUAAAACUAGAAUGUAAUAUAAUAUUAAAAACACUCAUUAAUAAUUUACUUUUGCAAAUGUAUUAUUAUUAUUAAAGACGAAUGAUAAUAUAUUAAAUAAUAGGCCAGUUAUUUUACAGAUAAAAGCAGAUAAUAAUACGUCGUUUUACAGCGAAAUGCAAAUUAAAUGCAGAAGCAGAGGUUGUCUUGAUACAGAAGAGGCCUACACUUAAUUUCGCGUGGCUUGAUCUAAUAGUGCAUAAAAUGAAGGCAGUAAAAUCUAAUUAGUUGCUCUGGUCGUAAAGUAACUGCGGAAAAUGAAAGCAACUGUGGUAUGAAAAUAUCUUGCAGCUGUUCAGCACCGCGUUGUUUGCUUUCUCAUUUUCUCCACAGAAUUACUCCGUUCUACUCACUUUUUCCCCCUCAUGGAGGAAACGGAGAGGGAGAAAAAACAACCAAAAUAGCAAACACUCAAAAAUAUUUUUCGUUUUUCGAUAGUCGAAGUAAAAAAUACAUUUAAAAGCAAACAAUGUUAUUAGUUGAAUGUUUUUGUGCGCAUGGAUUCGUUAAGAUUAUAGGAUUAUCUCAUUGUAGACUAGCAGAUUUUUGUCGUCCUCGAAUGAAUUCGAGUGAACUUACAAUGUUCACCACACGAUGUCAGUGUUACUCUAAAAGCAGACAGGAUAACUCACCUAUCCCGUCUAACCUGAAGAGAGAGAGUUUUACUCGUUUUACAAAAAUAUUCGACUUUUUUUUUUUUCUUUUUUCUUUUAAUUCUCAAAUAAAUAAUAAAUCAAAAGCUUGUGAAACAAUUACAUAAAUGCCCAAAUAUCAAAAGAACCCUCUCUCACACUUUCUCUGAUUUGAGAUGCAAGCUGGAUAUAAACAUGGGUUGUCUUUUCUUAACUUCUCUGAGUUUGACUGAUAAAAUCAUUUCCACUUUAAAUCCAUUCACUCUGUGCUUCUUGACGUUUUCUAAACGAAUACAGAAGGCAUUGGAGCCUACAUUCCAACAGACUUAAGGACACGCAAAAACAUCUUGAUCAUCAAAACAUGAACAUAAUUACAAAUAUGGUAUAUUUUUCUUCAUACAAUGGACCUGCAUAAAUCUGUUUUUGUUUUCCCACUGGAAACAUAUCGUUCGUCGUGUGCAUGUGCUUUCGGCUGGCACUGAAAUGGUUUACCAAUAACACUCCUACUCCGCCUUCCCCUCUACCUCCCCAAGAACUCCCUCUCUCCCCUUUUUCAUCUCCCCUUUUCAGUCUCUCCUGCUCUUCCCAUCACAAGAUCGCGCUUUGUCUGUUUGGAGAUGGCGUGUCCAUCCAAUGAUAUAAGGAAUCAAUAACUGACGCUCAUAUGAAAUGCAACUCACUAUCAAAGAGAGUAAAAAAGGAAAACUAUUUAUUGCUCGGGGACCAUCACUAAGGAGUCAUGUGGGUGCAGCUACGGAUACAUUUGUUUGCAUGAAUAUUUACGACAUUUCAUGCAUAUAAUUUCCACCUGGAUGAAUUCAGUUUUAUUGUAAUAAUAAGACCGCAUUCGCUCAAAAACAUUAUUCAGCUUGAUCUCAAUACGGUUGUCAAAGUUCCUUCUUCGGGGAGUUGAUUUUACAAGCAAUGAGUUCUUACUUCGUCAAUUCCCUCUUCACUAAAUUUAAAGGAGGCGAUUCUCUGCGCUCCAACUACUAUGAUUGCUCAGGGUACGCGCCGGAUCUUGGAGGCAGACCAUCUGUGCUGUACGGUCACAACACAGGAUCUGCGUUUCAGCACGCGGCUCAGUUCCCGGAAUUCUACCACCACGGUACAUCAUCGUUCUCCCACGCGUCUUACCAACAGAACCCGUGCGCAGUUGCUUACUCUGGAGAUGCCACGGGAAACCUCUUGGGCCAGGACACUUUACAGAGACAGUCAUUCUUCAGCGCACCAGAUGCGGAUUUUACGCAAUUUGGGGAUUGUAAUUUAAAGGUUAACAGUAUCAGGGAUGAUUUGGAAAGUGCAGAACCGUGCACAGCGCAGCUCUUCCCAUGGAUGAGACCACAAGCUACCGGCCGGAGAAGGGGCAGGCAGACCUACAGCCGCUAUCAGACGCUGGAACUGGAGAAAGAGUUCCUGUUCAAUCCUUACCUGACCCGCAAGCGGCGCAUCGAAGUAUCUCACGCACUGGCCCUCACCGAGAGGCAGGUGAAGAUCUGGUUUCAGAACAGGCGCAUGAAGUGGAAAAAAGAACACAACAAAGACAAGUUUCCCAGCAGCAAAGCGGAACAAGAGGAAAUUGAGAAACAGAGGCAAGAGGAGAGCCAGGUAUCAGAAAAACACACAUCAGGAGAAGAUGACUCGGAGACUUCCAGUAAUUCUAAAUAGUCUGUCGACUGUAAAAGAAAACCAUCGCUGCAAUCGAUCACUGCAAUUUAAAUACAAGUUUGAAGUUCACAAUGGCGUCCCUCAACACACAAGGCUAUCAAAUACAAAGCCAAUCAUGUAUUCGAUUCAUUGAGGCAUUUCUGUUUUCCAACUGUGAUUAUUUUCGCUUAUGUUUUGAUGAAUCAAUCUCAGAUUUGUAAGGUUCCACUGGUGUGUUUGUCCUCGAGUAGAUUACUCUUGAGGUUACUGUUGCAGUGAGGGCAUAUGAGGAGAAGGAUGUGGUCUGCAUUGCGUCUAUUUCAUGAGUAGGAGUCACAAUCCAAGAUAUGUUCUCUUCAGUAACUUUGUUACAUCAUAUAAGAUGGGUGAUGAAUCAGCAUUAGUGAGUGCAUUACUGUACCUCUUACUGUAAGAAAAUGCACUUAUUGUGAUGUUAAUUACUGUUCGAAAAAUGAUUAUUAAGGUUUACAAUUCUACAACCGAACUACCUAAUAUAUGGGUCAUUGCGUCAAUCAUUUUGUCAGUGUAUCCAUGCGUUAUGCUUUCCUGAGAUGGGAUGGUUCAAACGCACAAUGUUAUUCUUAAAAUGCUGUGUAAAUAUUUGAUAUUGCAGGUCCGUGGAAGCACUGUUCUAUUGUAUUUUCUAUUGUCUUUAACUGGAAGUGGUUCCUGAAAGAAGCCACAAUAAAAUUUAAGAAAAGAA